Molecule: messenger RNA, 2003 nt
Organism: Telopea speciosissima
Lineage: Eukaryota; Viridiplantae; Streptophyta; Magnoliopsida; Proteales; Proteaceae
Product: rop guanine nucleotide exchange factor 7-like
Exons: 7
Coding region: 31-1851 (606 amino acids)
Molecular function (GO): guanyl-nucleotide exchange factor activity
Source: RefSeq, a predicted model, not a curated record
GCUGGGUUUAUUUAAUCAGGGGAGUCGACGAUGGAGGAGGGUUUGGUCAAGAAGAGUCAAGAAACAAAAGCGAAGAAGGUUGGAUUCAAUGCGAAUGUGGUUGAAAGUGAGUCAUUUGCAGAUUCGAUUGGAGAGGAGUGCAGGGAGAGCAAUUCCAGCUCUGAUACAUCGACAUCUGAUCCGACGACUAAUGAAGAAAGGAGUAAUAGCAGUUCGGCAGAGUCAUCUUCUGCAUCACCAUUAGGUUGGCCUAUCCGGAAGGCGGAGGUGCAAAAUUGUUCACUUUCUGAUGUCACCGAAUCUAAAGAGAAAGCCCAUUCGGAAGAUAAACAAUUAGAGAAACAAAUACCAGACAUUUCUGAGGUUGAGUUGAUGAAGGAGAGGUUUUCAAAAUUGCUGCUUGGGGAAGACAUGUCUGGAUGUGGGAAAGGGGUUAGCACAGCAUUGGCGAUUUCGAAUGCCAUUACUAAUCUCUGUGCAACGCUCUUUGGGCAACUUUGGAGAUUAGAGCCCCUACCACCUGAGAAGAAAUCAAUGUGGCGAAGAGAGAUGGAGUGGCUUCUUUGUGUCAGUGAUCACAUUGUUGAAUUUUCUCCCUCUUGGCAAACAUUUCCUGAUGGAAGCAAGCUUGAGGUUAUGACUUGCAGACCUCGAUCAGAUCUCUAUAUUAAUCUCCCAGCACUGCGUAAACUAGACAACAUGCUUCUUGAGAUAUUGGAUAGCUUUAGCAAUACAGAAUUCUGGUAUGUCGACCAAGGAAUUUUCGCCCCAGAUGCUGAUGGAUCAGCUUCUUUCCGUAGACCUCUUCAGCGUCAAGAGGAAAAGUGGUGGCUGCCUGUUCCUCGUGUCCCGCCUGGUGGUCUCCAAGAAAAUUCUAGGAAGCAGUUGCUACACAAGCGUGAGUGCACAAAUCAAAUCCUUAAAGCUGCCAUGGCUAUUAACAGCAUUGCAUUGGCUGAAAUGGAAAUCCCUGAAUCAUACUUGGAUGCUUUACCAAAGAAUGGAAGAGCAAGCCUGGGAGACAUGAUCCACCGUUACAUAACAUCUGAUCAGUUCUCUCCCGAAUUCCUUCUUGAUUGCAUAGAACUAUCUUCUGAACACCAGGCUCUUGAGAUUGCGAACCGUGUUGAAACCUCUAUAUUUGUCUGGCGCCGAAGAACAAACUCAAGGUCUUUGAGUAAUACAACCCGCUCUGCUUCAAAGUCAUCCUGGGAGAUGGUCAAGGAGUUGAUGGUUGAUGUGGAUAAGAGGGAGUUGCUUGCAGAUCGAGCUGAAAGCCUCUUGCUUUGCUUGAAGCAGCGUUUCCCAGGUCUGCCACAGACUACUUUGGAUAUGAGCAAGAUUCAAUACAACAAGGAUGUUGGGAAAUCUAUUCUAGAGAGCUAUUCCAGAGUUUUGGAGAGCCUGGCAUUUAACAUUGUUGCCCGUAUUGAUGAUCUUCUCUAUGUUGAUGACUUGACCAAGAAUUCCGAUGAGUACUCCUCCAUUCCCACUGUCAGUGUGAUUGCUCACAAAAGGGUUUUUAUACCAUACUCAGUGCCCGUCUCAAGCACUCCAUAUGCAAUGGCUUUUACCACGUCGAGCUUCUCACCUGCACCUCUAGUUAGCCCUGCAAGAGGAGAGAGGCGGCUUCCCUUCCUCAAUGGCAACAAACCUUAUUAUCGUGGGUUUGGAGUAAAGAAAGUCUUGACUGAUUAUCUUGGAGUGGAUUUGAAAGGAAAAAGCUCUAGUAAUUCAGUUACAGGAUCAGAUACUACCUCGAGUUCAGCUCAAGAAACACCAGCAAGAUGGCCUAGCAUGGAAAAUUUGGAGAUCCAUAGAGGGAUUGUAAGCCCUCCACCACAGGACUAAUUUGAACUAGAAGUAUUUCUUUCAUGACAGCAGUGUGUUUUCCUGCAGAUAGAUUAGCAGAAAUCAGGAGUAAGAAGGUUAACCAUCUAAUAUUGUUUUAUUCAUGUUGUAACGAGUUCGAUUGUGUAAUAGUAAAGAGUUUUGAGUGUUUA